This is a messenger RNA of Purpureocillium lilacinum, 1254 nucleotides long. RefSeq lists its product as uncharacterized. Gene Ontology annotation, molecular function: protein serine/threonine kinase activity. NCBI's taxonomy places the organism in Eukaryota, Fungi, Ascomycota, Sordariomycetes, Hypocreales, Ophiocordycipitaceae. Gene Ontology annotation, biological process: protein phosphorylation; positive regulation of Ras protein signal transduction. The record is from RefSeq and is a predicted model, not a curated record.
AUGCCAAAGAGCUUACGUUCUAUCCUGGGAACAUCCAGCAGGGUGACAAAGCCAUCUCGGCCCGCGCAGCCCCGGCAAGGCACAUCGACGACAUCCCCGUCAUCCCCCUCGCCACGCAAAGGCACCAGCAACGCCCGGGGGCAGCAGCGGCGGCGGCGGCAACACAAUGACGACGACGACGAUGAGGACGCGCUCUUCCAGGACAAGCUCACCGACGUGGGCGCCGUCGUGAAGCUGCUCGAGGAGGAGCUCACGCUGCGGGACGUGGUGCAGGCGAUGCGGUACAUCCGCGCGCACAUGUUCACGCCCGUGCCGCCCACGGGCUUCAAGUCGACGCGCGCCGCCGAGCUGCUCAACUACCGGGCCGCCGUGCCGCCGCUCGUCACCCUCGGGCACGUCAACGCCGUGCUGGUGCGCGCGUCGCCCACGCGCACCGAGCGCGAGGUCGUCGAGCUCGUGGGCCGCGGGGUGCUGCGAAGGGUGCGCGUGGAGCGUCGCGGCGGUGCGGGCGAGGCGCUCGUCGAGGCGGCGGACCUCGAGGCCAUGCUGCGUGGUCGCGGCGCGGGUGGCGGUAUGGUGUUGAAGGAGACGGCGGACGCGUUUCUUGCGUUCCUGGCGCGGAACCCGACGGCGCAGACGCUCGCCGCGGAGGACCUGGACGGCGACGACGAUAGUGAGAAUGGUAGCCUCGGCAGGGCGAGGACGGAUGAGCUCGUCCGGGCCGGGUUCCUCACGAGCGCGACGCACGCCACGCCGGGGGACACGCUGCACGUGCGGCCCGAGGACCGCACGACACUCACGUCCAUCGAGCACGUCUCGCGCUUCGCCUCGGGCACCGUCUCCGCAGUCGGCGGACAGAACGCGAUCCACCUAGCCGGCGGCAGCGGCAGCAGCGGAGGAAGAAGCAGCAGCAGCGGCCGACGCAUCCCGACACUCCCAUCGUCCUCGUCCUCGCUCGGGGCCACAGAGCCGGGGAGCUUCCGGGUGGCGGUCCCCGGCCACGGGCGGUACCUCAAGCUGGCCGAGGGAAGCGUGGACUGGAUCCGCGAGGCGCUGGGGCGGACGCGCUGGGGCGAGGCGCCCGAGUCGUGGCUGCGGGUGCGCUUCGAGGGCGGGGGGCUGUACGGCACGCGCUGGAAGGAGUUUUGGGGCGUCGAGUGGGAGUGGGUGCUUGGGCAGGCGGUCGGGCUUGGGGCCGUUGAGGUGUUUGAGACGGGCAGCGUGGGGAGGGGCGUGAGGGCGCUGGGCGGGUGA